This is a messenger RNA of Tarenaya hassleriana, 2274 nucleotides long. RefSeq names its product pentatricopeptide repeat-containing protein At1g31430. The record is from RefSeq and is a predicted model, not a curated record. Lineage: Eukaryota; Viridiplantae; Streptophyta; Magnoliopsida; Brassicales; Cleomaceae. The transcript has a single exon. Gene Ontology annotation, molecular function: protein binding; RNA binding. Bases 17 to 1936 code for a protein of 639 amino acids. Gene Ontology annotation, biological process: RNA modification.
AUCCGAUACGGCGGACAUGUAUCGUCUUGGCGAGGCCGUCGCCGGAAGAAUACGGCUGAGCAAGAACUAUUGUGUUGAUCUUCUACAGAGCUGCGAGUCUAUGGCCCAUCUCACGCAAAUCCACGCGAAGAUUUUUCGGGUCGGACUCCAGGAUAACAUGGACACUCUCACCAAGAUCGUGCUCUUCUGCACCGAUCCGUCUCGUGGCAGUAUCCGUUACGCAGAGAGGGUUUUGGGUUUUGUGCAAAGUCCAUGCCUUGUAAUGUACAAUCUGAUGAUCAAAGCGGUUGCCAAGGAUGAGAAUUUCAGGAAAGUGUUGGUUUUGUUCAGUGAGUUGCGGAAACAAGGUUUAAAUCCGGACAAUUUCACGCUCCCGCCUGUUUUCAAGGCGAUGGGCUGUCUGGGAAAGGUUGUCGAAGGCGAGAAGGUUCACGGGUAUGUGGUGAAAUCUGGGUUUGAUGCUUGUGUCUGCAAUUCAGUCAUGGGAAUGUAUGGUGCUCUGGGUAAGAUGGAGGUUGCUAAGAAGGUGUUCGAUGAAAUACCUGAAAGAGAUGUAGUCUCGUGGAAUGUGUUGAUUUCAAGUUACGUCGGGCAUCGGAAGUUUGAGGAUGCGAUUGCGGUUUUUAGGCGGAUGAGACGGGAGAGCAACUUGAAGGCUGAUGAGGCUACAGUCGUGAGCACUCUUUCGGCGUGUUCGGUCUUAAGGAAUCAGGAGGUUGGGGAAGAGAUUCACAGAUAUGUUGACGCUGAACUUGAGAUGACUACUAAAAUAGGGAAUGCCUUGUUGGACAUGUACUGUAAAUGCGGUUGUGUAGAUAAAGCCAGGGCAAUUUUCGAUGAGAUGGGAAACAAAAAUGUGAUCUGUUGGACUAGCAUGGUUUCGGGGUAUGCAAGCAAUGGCAGUCUUGACGAGGCUAGAGAGUUGUUUGAGAGAAGCCCGGUUAGGGAUAUCGUUCUUUGGACAGCUAUGAUCAAUGGGUAUGUUCAGUUCAAUCUAUUCGACGAGGCAUUGAAAUUGUUUAGGAAAAUGCAGAUCCAGAGACUUAGGCCCGAUAACUUCAUAUUAGUCACUCUCUUGAAAGGUUGCGCUCAAACGGGAGCUCUAGAGCAAGGAAAGUGGCUCCAUGGAUACAUACAUGAGAAUAGUAUUACCCUAGAUCGCGUGGUCGGUACUGCUCUUGUGGACGUGUAUGCAAAAUGCGGGUGCGUAGAAAAAGCUCUUGAAGUGUUCUAUGAAAUGAAGGAAAGAGACACAGCUUCUUGGACGUCGGUUAUCUACGGGCUUGCGGUGAACGGCAUGACGAGCAAAGCACUUGAUUUCUUUUCCCAAAUGGAAGAGGCUGGUUUCAGACCAGACGAUAUAACCUUUAUCGGGGUCCUAACUGCUUGUAAUCAUGGUGGAUUGGUUGAAGAAGGGCGUCGAUAUUUUGAUUCAAUGACCAAAACCUACAAGAUCCAGCCAAAGUCAGAGCACUAUAGCUGCCUGAUAGACCUGCUGUGCAGAGCUGGAUUGUUAGAUGAAGCAGAACUGCUGCUAGAGAUGAUCCCUAUCGAAAGCAGUGACAUUGUUGUUCCAUUGUACUGUUCUCUGCUUAGCGCUUGCCGUAACUAUGGAAACUUGAAGAUGAGCGAGCGGGUGGGUAGACGGCUUGAACGAGUGGAAGUUAAAGAUUCGAGUGUUCAUACUCUGCUCGCAAGCGUAUACGCAUCUGCCAACAGGUGGGAAGAUGUAACGACUGUGAGAAGGAAAAUGAAGGAGUUGGGAAUAAGGAAGUUCCCUGGUUGCAGCUCCAUCGAGGUGAACGGGGUUCUCCAUGAAUUUAUGGUUGGAGGUCCAUCUCAUAUGGAAAUGGACGACAUUCACUCCGUGUUGGGUCAAGUGACGAAAUGGAUGUUGGGUUUGGAGCGUGAAGGAAUCGAAAGCGAACCCUGUUGAAACACAAGAACACGAGGGAUGACGAAAGUGAAACUCUCGGGUUGAAGUUUGGGAAGAUUGGAGCUAAUGGGAAGUGAUGAUGGACAUUGGAGAUGAUUUUGGAUCGGUGAAAUCCACGCGCUUUAUAUGCGCGUGGUUGUUAUAUCGCGUCGCGUGUGGUUAGUGUUACAGUGUUCAAAGAGAAAAUCGAGUUAGCCCAUUUAAAGCUAUUUAUGGGCCGUCAUCAGGUAGCCCAUUUGAACUAUUUUAUUACAUGGGCUGGAUUUAGAUGGUUUGAUUAGAUUGUUUUGUAUCAUAUCAUGAAAUUUUGUUAAAAUAUAUCAAAUAUAGUAAAAUCC